This is a messenger RNA of Arabidopsis lyrata subsp. lyrata, 1951 nucleotides long. RefSeq names its product mitogen-activated protein kinase kinase kinase ANP1. NCBI's taxonomy places the organism in Eukaryota, Viridiplantae, Streptophyta, Magnoliopsida, Brassicales, Brassicaceae. The transcript has a single exon. The coding region runs from base 422 to 1936 and encodes 504 amino acids. Gene Ontology annotation, molecular function: ATP binding; protein kinase activity. Gene Ontology annotation, biological process: protein phosphorylation. The record is from RefSeq and is a predicted model, not a curated record.
GAAUCAUGCUACAUAAAUAUUUCCAAAACUCAAACUAAGUGACGCUUGUCACAAUAAUUCAUAUAGAUUAAACUGCUGUAAACAGUAAACAAAUAGUAAAAUAAUUUAUCUGAAAAUAGAGAAGUGAAAGAUAAGCUAAAAGUAAUGGCGCUUCAUAAUUGGAGGAGAAGAAAUCAAGAACUUAGAAUAAAGAAUGUCUUCUCCGACUUUGAACCAAAGCCCCAUGCCAAAGUCACAUACACACACUUCUACAUACCCUAAACACACACACACAAAAAUACAUAAUUCUUUUAUAUAUAUAUAUAUAUAAGCUUCUUCUAAGCCAUUUGCUUAAACAAAUCUCAAGUCAAAAAAAAAAAAACCUUAGUCCCAACAAUUUCCCCCACUCCCUAAAUUCUUCUCUGUUUUUUGCUCUGUUCCAAUGGAGAUUAAUUGGAAAAGAGGACAAAUCAUCGGUCGAGGCUCCACCGCCACUGUCUCAGUAGCAAUCUCAAGCUCCGGUGAGAUCUUCGCCGUUAAAUCUGCCGACUUAUCUUCUUCAUCGUUCUUGCAGAAAGAGCAAUCAUUCUUGUCUACAUUGAGCUCUCCUCACAUAGUCAAGUACAUCGGCUCUGGUUUAACGUACGAGAACGAUCGAUUGGUGUACAAUAUACUGAUGGAGUACGUUUCCGGCGGGAGUCUUCACGAUUUAAUCAAAAAUUCCGGCGGGAAGUUGCCGGAGCCGGAGAUAAGAUCACACACGCGUCAAAUUCUUAACGGUUUGGUGUAUCUUCACGAGAGAGGGAUUGUUCACUGCGACUUGAAGAGCCAGAACGUUCUGGUUGAGGAAAACGGCGUUUUGAAAAUCGCCGAUAUGGGAUGUGCUAAAUCAGUUGGCAAGUCGGGAUUUUCCGGUACACCGGCGUUUAUGGCGCCAGAAGUUGCUCGUGGUGAAGAACAGAGGUUUCCGGCUGAUGUGUGGGCUUUGGGAUGUACAGUGAUCGAGAUGAUGACUGGAUCAAAUCCUUGGCCGGAGCUAAACGACGUCGUUGCUGCAAUGUAUAAGAUUGGAUUCUCUGGUGAGUCGCCGGAGAUUCCUGGGUGGAUAUCGGAGAAAGCUAAAGACUUUUUGAAUAAUUGUUUGAAGGAAGAUCCAAAACAGAGAUGGACUGUGGAAGAAUUGCUUAAACAUUCAUUUCUCAACGACGAAGAAGAAUCUCAGACAAGCGAUUGUUUGAAGAACAAGACUUCUUCUCCAAGCACAGUGUUGGAUCAACGAUUCUGGGAUUCAUGCGAAACCUCGAAAACUCACUUAAUUUCGAUGGAUCACGAAGACCCUUUUGCUGAUUACUCGGAAUCUUGGGGUUCACCGGCUAAACGGAUCGAGAAACUCGCCGGAGAUGAAUUUUUAAGCUUACCCGAUUGGGUUACUGAAGAAGACGACGGAUGGAUUCAAGUGAGAGGCGAUGAAUAUGAAGAAACCGAGAAACGCGACGGCGACGAUGACGUGAUUUGCGUUGAAACAACGUCGUCGAUGGAAGAAGAUGAAGAUUGGAUUUCGAAUCAAGACAGCUUGUUCUCGGAAUAUUCCUCUGACGACAUCAUUAAUAAUUUCUACUCUAAUGUUGCUAUUCAAGGAAAUUUAAUUGCAUUUUAUUAUUUUAGUGAUGAAGAUAAAAAUGUAUCCAUAAAGAAUUUGUUUCAUACUAAAAAAAAUAAUUGUUUUCCAAAUUGCAAGCUCAUUUUUAAUCCACUAACCAAGUCUUAUGAAACAAUGAACAAUGCCCAUGUGUUCAAAAUUAAAGAAUAUGUAAAUACAUUACUCAAUCUUUCCUAUGCAACAUAUGCGUUAGCCGUUAGGGUAUGUGCUAACGAUUACUAUUAUACGUACGACUGUGUAAGACAAUUCAAAUUAUAUCUUUUUUUUUUUUGUUCAACUUGUCUUGUUGGAGCUUAAAUCAAUGAGAUUGAC